UGUCUUAACAAGGAGAGACCUCGUUUGGAGUCACCACUCGUUGUUGUUCAAGAGAGACUUAAAGCUGCCGUGCAAUCCAAAAGGUUCUUUCUUGUUCUGGAUGACAUUUGGGAGGAAGAUAUGAGCAAAUGGGAGAAUGUGCUCUGCCCUCUGGCUAAUGGAAGUUUCGGAAGUAAGAUUUUGAUUACAACUCGAAUGGAUGAAGUUGCAUCGGCAAUUGCAAAGAUUAUUAAAAAGAAGAUGGAACCAUUGAAAAUAAAGGGCUUGGAGGAAGAUGUGUGUUUGAAGCUACUAAACACCCAUGCAUUUGCUGGUGUAGAGAACCUUGGUUCUCAUAAAAAAUUAAUAGACAUUGCUAGUUUGAUAGUUAAAAAGCUUUCCGGAUCUCCGCUGGCAGCAAAGGUCAUCGGUGGUGUUCUCAGUUCUCAAUUGACUGAAAGCUUUUGGAUGAACAUUUUAAAUAGUCCUGAUGUUCUAAACGUAGAACCAGAACCGGGUCGCAAUAACAUGUUGCCUAUUUUAAGAUUGAGUUUUACGUUGCUCCGACAACCUCUACAAAAUUGUUUUGCAUUUUGUGGCAUAUUCCCACAAGAUCAUGAGUUUGAUAAAGAUGAUUUAGUCCGAAUGUGGAUUGCACUGGGUUUCAUUCAGGAAUCUAAAAUUGAAGGAGAGACUUUGGAAGAUAUUGGAGGAAGGUAUUUUGAUGCUUUGGUCAGAAAAUCUUUCUUUGACGAGUUUCAGGAUUACAAGAGAAUAUACUAUAAGAUGCAUGAUUUAUUACAUGAAUUGGCACAGUCUAUUUCUUCAGAGGAAUGUUUCAGAUUUGUGGGAGAUGAUGUUUUGUCUCUUAAAAUUCCUAAGACUAUUCGACACGUAUUUAUUAAUACUGAAAAUCUCGGAGUGCUGAGAAUGAUAAAAAAUGUUAAAAGCCUACAUUCACUUUUUCUUACAAGUAAAAGGCAUGGCCAACAUUUUACUGAAAUACUUACUGAAAUUUUUGAAGCAUCGAGCAGGAUUCGUCUGUUGUUCAUAGACUCUACAAAUCAGAAAAAUAUGUCUGAGGCUAUUAAAAAUUUCAGACAUCUUCGAUAUUUGAAGCUUACUGUUAAUCUCACUCAGAUGCCAAGAUCUCUAAGCAGUCUUUAUCAUUUGCGGUUCUUAAUCUAUAAAACAGAGGUGUAUAAGGAUUCUUGGUCUGAUGAUUUCUUGCCUGGCGAUGUAUGUAAUCUUUCUAAUCUUCGUCACUUGGAAUUACCUGGCUAUGUGAGUGUACGUGGAAUUGGGAAAUUAAGGUUACUUCAAGAACUAAAUGAGUUUAAUGUUAAGAAUGAGAAUGGUUAUAGAAUUGGGGAGUUGAAAGAAAUGAACGAGUUGCUCAAUUUAAACAUAAAUGGUCUGGAAAAUGUGAACGAUGCUGCAGAGGCUCGCGAUGCAAAAUUAUGUGAAAAGAAAAAACUCAUUUAUUCUUGA
This is a messenger RNA of Phalaenopsis equestris, 1470 nucleotides long. RefSeq names its product putative disease resistance protein RGA3. Gene Ontology annotation, molecular function: ADP binding. The annotation marks the transcript as partial. Gene Ontology annotation, biological process: defense response to other organism. Lineage: Eukaryota; Viridiplantae; Streptophyta; Magnoliopsida; Asparagales; Orchidaceae. The transcript has a single exon. The record is from RefSeq and is a predicted model, not a curated record.